UCCACCCCCUGCUCUGAUUGGCCAGCAGGAAACAGGCACAGCUCACGGCUGCGACCUCCUCAGCCGGAUCUGCGUCUCAGAAUGGCGUCCGAGCACGACAGAGCGGUCCUCCAGGCCAUAUUCAACCCCAACACCCCCUUCGGAGACGUCCCCGACCUCAACCAGGAGGAUGCCCUGGCUGACGACGACAGCAGCUUCGACUCAGACUUGCUGGAGCAGGUGAAGGAGCUGGAGGUCCGGGGCGUCACGGCGGCGGAGGCGGGGGAUUCGGAGGCGGCGCUGCGUCUCUUCAGUCAGGCCAUCCGGAUCCUGCCUCGCCGAGCGUCGGCCUACAACAACCGGGCCCAGGUGCUGAGGCUGCAGGGGCACACAGCAGGAGCCCUGGAAGACCUGGACCGAGCCGUCUCCCUGAGCGGCGGCGCUGGACGGACGGCCUGCCAGGCGCUGGUGCAGCGGGGCCUUUUACACAGAUUAGCCAGCCAGGAUGACAAAGCCAGGGCGGACUUUGAGUCGGCAGCCGCUCUGGGGAGCCAGUUCGCCCGGCAACAGGCUGUGCUGCUGAAUCCAUACGCCGCCCUGUGCAACAAGAUGCUGUCGGAGGUCAUCCAGCAGCUGAGGAACCCUCAAGUGGAGGACAGGAAGUAGCCCGCUCCACUCCGACGGGAAUAAAACGCCUUUUUCCAAACA
This is a messenger RNA of Synchiropus splendidus (mandarinfish), 687 nucleotides long. RefSeq names its product tetratricopeptide repeat domain 36 (gene ttc36). Gene Ontology annotation, biological process: cilium assembly. The record is from RefSeq and is a predicted model, not a curated record. The transcript has 3 exons. Gene Ontology annotation, molecular function: protein binding. NCBI's taxonomy places the organism in Eukaryota, Metazoa, Chordata, Actinopteri, Syngnathiformes, Callionymidae. The coding region runs from base 82 to 645 and encodes 187 amino acids.